Spodoptera frugiperda (fall armyworm) is the source of this 1256-nucleotide messenger RNA. RefSeq names its product enoyl-CoA delta isomerase 1, mitochondrial. NCBI's taxonomy places the organism in Eukaryota, Metazoa, Arthropoda, Insecta, Lepidoptera, Noctuidae. Gene Ontology annotation, cellular component: mitochondrion. The transcript is spliced from 5 exons. Gene Ontology annotation, biological process: fatty acid beta-oxidation. The record is from RefSeq and is a predicted model, not a curated record. The coding region runs from base 218 to 1069 and encodes 283 amino acids. Gene Ontology annotation, molecular function: enoyl-CoA hydratase activity.
ACACACACAACUUCCGCUUAUCGCCCAGAAGAACUGAUAAUUUAUUAUACAAAAAUAAAUUAUUUAUAUUGUUUUGGCUAGACUAGAACAGAUGCCGGUUGCGUACGUAUCAUUUACAUAGAGAAGAGAGGACAAAGUCCAAUAGUUUGACACUUGAUAAACCACUAUUCUGGACUUUGGAACACAAACAUAAAGUUACAUAGUCAACUAUUCGAGAAUGUUUCCGUUAAGGCACUUAGUUAGCAAUGCCACCAGGAGGGUUGUGCCUAGUUUUAGAGCUAUGUCUAGCUCAGGUCCCCUGGUGGACACAGCUGUUGACAAUGAAGGAAUAGCAACUGUGACGAUGCAGAGGCUGCCAGUAAACAGCUUGAACCUAGACCUUCUACAAGCCAUGGACAAGGCACUUGACGAAGUUACCAAAAAUAAAUGCAAAGGAAUGAUCUUGACAUCUGCAUCACCUACCGUGUUCUCCGCUGGGCUAGAUAUUAUGGAGAUGUACAAACCGGACAUGAAGAGAGUUGAAACUUUCUGGAAUACAUUACAAGAAGUAUGGAUCAAACUGUUCGGAUCCAGCUUUAUCACAGCUGCAGCCAUCAAUGGUCACGCACCAGCAGGCGGCUGUCUCCUGGCAAUGUCCUGUGAAUACCGCGUGAUGAUGAGUGGGAAAUACAGCAUUGGUCUGAACGAGACGGCGCUUGGCAUCGUGGCUCCAAACUGGUUCAUGCAUACCAUGGUCAAUACCAUACCCCAGAGGCAGGCUGAGCUGGCUCUCACUACUGCUAGGAUGUUCUCCGUUGAUGAGGCUUUGAAGGUUGGCCUAAUCGAUGAAACCGCAACAGACAAGGCAGAUGCAGUAGCCAAAUGCAAGCAAUUUAUUAAGAAGUUUGACAAGAUCCCACCUUUAGCCCGUUUCCUAACCAAGCAAAAGAUUAGGGAAGCUCCUUUAAAAUGGAUGAUGGACAAUCGUACCCAAGACACGCAAGAGUUCCUAAUGUUUGUAGGACACCCUAAAGUACAGAAAUCAUUAGAAAUGUACAUACAGGCUUUGAAACAGAAGGGUGGCAAGUGAAUAUAGUAUUAAAAUAUUAUGUUUUUUAAUAAGUCAUGUUUUUUUUUCUUAUUCUUAUACAUAUACUCAUACAGUAUGUUCUAUAUUGUAAGAAUGAUUGACUAUACAGUCUAAGCUAUAGUUUGUUAUACUCGUUUAUUUUUUAUUGUUGUAAUCAAGUUGAGAAUAGAAUAAAUGAAUUUAUUUA